Messenger RNA from Cyclocybe aegerita, 687 nucleotides. NCBI's taxonomy places the organism in Eukaryota, Fungi, Basidiomycota, Agaricomycetes, Agaricales, Hemipholiotaceae. The record is from the annotation of a GenBank genome assembly.
AUGAUGAGCGAACAACGGAACGGAAGGUCGGAGUCGGAGUCGGAACUUAGCGCAGAGCGACUGGCAGCGGAACCCACCCGCUGCCGCCGUAACAAGCACGGGGCAACGACUUUCCAGCAAGGUAGGAACAGCGACGAACCAUCAUCCCGCAUCAAAAUGGCCGACCAAAAAGCUACCCCCACCAACCCUAUGAAGGAGCCUCGUAUCGAGAAGCUCGUGAUCAACAUCUCCGUCGGUGAAUCAGGAGAUCGCCUUACCCGAGCCUCGAAGGUGCUGGAGCAGCUGACCGGCCAAACGCCCGUCACUUCAAAAGCGCGCUACACCGUCCGCACGUUCGGUAUCCGUCGUAACGAGAAGAUCGCCGUGCAUGUCACCAUCCGCGGGCCCAAGGCAGAGGAAAUCCUGGAGCGCGGGCUGAAGGUGAAGGAGUACGAGCUGAGGCGCAAGAACUUCUCGGAGACGGGCAACUUUGGGUUCGGUGUCCAGGAGCACAUCGAUUUGGGCGCCCGGUACGACCCCGGUAUUGGUAUCUUCGGAAUGGACUUCUACGUUGUGAUGGGACGCCCAGGUGCACGGGUAGCGAGGCGGAGGCAGCAAAAGGCGCGAGUUGGGUUCCAACAUCGCAUCAAGAAGGAGGAUACGAUGGCUUGGUUCAAGCAGCGCUUCGAUGGUAUCAUCCUGAAAUAA